Anneissia japonica is the source of this 1692-nucleotide messenger RNA. RefSeq lists its product as uncharacterized. The transcript is spliced from 3 exons. The record is from RefSeq and is a predicted model, not a curated record. The coding region runs from base 1 to 1692 and encodes 563 amino acids. Lineage: Eukaryota; Metazoa; Echinodermata; Crinoidea; Comatulida; Comatulidae.
AUGAAAGUCUGGAAUAUUCUUAAUGGACACAAUCUCAAGCAGGUUGUACAAUUUAAAACUCGAGGAGAAGCCACGUUGGACCUGAUCCUAACGAACAUUGAAAAUUAUUACUGUGCACCAUCCUGUUUAGCUCCACUUGGUAAAAGUGACCAUUCAUGCAUCCUCUGGAAGCCAAAUAUAAAGACCACCAUCAACAAUGUAAGAAGGUUAACAGUACGUCCAUUUUACCCAUCUAGGAUAUGCAACUUCGGCCGCUGGGCCUCGUCACAGAAAUUGGAAGAAGUCAAGAACUGUACAACAACACAAGAAAAAAUGGACACGUUUUAUGGACUGUUAAACAUUGCUAUUGAUGAUUACUUCCCCACCAAAGUGAUUAAAACCCACAAUACAGACAAACCAUGGAUUACUCAGCAUUUACGGUCAUUAAUUGAUAAACGUCAAGUUGCCUAUGUAAAAGGUGAUUCAGUAGAAUGGAGAAAAUUUAGAAAUAUUGUUAAACGUGAAGUUUUAAAGGCUAAACACAUAUACCAUAUUGAACGUGUAAAACAUUUACAGCAUAGUGAUGAUCCACAUAAGUGGCAUAGGCAAAUUAAAUCUAUGACCAAUACUCGAAAUUCAACUGAUCUUAAUCUUGUAAUACCUGGUAUCCCUUCGGCUGAUCACUGUGGCAUUGCUAAUGCAAUUAAUGACCGUCUCACUAGGUUUGGCGCUAAUUUGCCAUUGUUAAAUUACGGUAAACCUCCUGCAUAUUUACCUUCAGACAAGCCUGCACCUCGGGUACAACCGUGGGAAGUCUAUAAUAAGUUAAAGAAAAUUAAUCCAAAGAAAGCUGGAGGCCCUGAAUCUAUUCCCCCUAGAAUCUUGCGAGAAUUUGACCCUGAAUUGAAAAGUAAACUUCCAUUAACAGUGGAAAAAACUAUUGUGGUACCCAUUCCAAAGGAACAACCACCUAGAGUUGACAGGUUGAGGCCCAUUUCACUUACCUCUGUCUUUGCUAAGAUAGCAGAAGAGUUUGUUUGUGAUUGGAUCUUAGCUGAUAUACAACCAAAAUUAGAUAUUCGACAGUACGGUAAUGUGAAAGGUGCCUCAACCAGCCACUACCUUAUUCGUCUUAUUCAUGACCUGAGCUAUGCAGCUGACAAAAGUCGCAACAUUGGCACGAUCGUACUCACGGACUUCACUAAAGCAUUUGACCUUAUUGAACACAACAUCUUAAUUAAUAAAUUUAUCAACAUUGGAGUCCGUGGGUCGAUCAUCCCAUGGAUUUGCGACUUUCUCAGCUGCAGAGAACAGUGUGUCAAGUAUAACAACACUUUAUCUAAUUUUAUAUCGCUCAAGGAGGAAUACCCCAAGGCACAAAACUUGGACCUGUUGGCCAACAGGAAACUGUUUAUGCUCCGAAAUCUUAAGAAAUUUGGACUUGAUAAACAAGAACUUAGAGCAGUUUACACAGGGUAUAUCAGACCAAUAUUAGAAUAUGCUGAUGUUGUGUGGCACCCUGGCCUCACUCAAGAUUUAAGUAACACUAUUGAAGCGAUACAGAAAAGGGCAUGCCAUAUAAUCUUAGGCAAACAUUUCAAUUCUUAUGAACAUGCCUUGGGCAUAUGUGAACUUGAACUGCUCUCGGAAAGGAGGGUGGUACAACUGUCUCAAAUUCGCCAAGGGUCUCACUUUAACCUCACAUUCUUCUGA